This is a messenger RNA of Actinia tenebrosa (Australian red waratah sea anemone), 625 nucleotides long. RefSeq lists its product as uncharacterized. The record is from RefSeq and is a predicted model, not a curated record. Lineage: Eukaryota; Metazoa; Cnidaria; Anthozoa; Actiniaria; Actiniidae.
CCCAGAUAUGUCCAGCUCGAUGCUCUACACCUCACCUGCAGAUGACUGUCUACCAAUGGGCUGGGCUUUGAAAAGAUCUAAGAAGACAUUGCGAUUCAGUGACCGACAGAAACUUUAUCUUAACGACAAGUUUUUAAUAGGACAGGCAACUGGCCACAAGAUUGACGCAGGGACUGUAUCGCGCGACAUGAGAUAUGCUAAAGACAGCAAUGACAACAGGCUGUUCACGAUUGAUGAGUUCUUAACACCACAGCAAAUACAAUCGUAUUUCAGUAGAACAGCUGCAAAGCUGAAGGGCGUACCAGUAGAUACCUUAGCUACUGAUGCAGCGGAAGAGCAAUUCGCUGCAGCUACAGAGGAAGAAGGCUAUCAAUCGACGCGAGAGGUCAUCCAGCAAGUCAUCCAGCAAUGUGGGCUUCUACAUCCCAUUACAUACGAGACCUACAAUCUUUGUCGGCUUAACAAGUCUAAUGGGCUUAAACAAUUAAGUAUUAACAUGCUUGCUAGCAUUUGUGAGUAUUUUGAUAUAGAUACGGAUAACAUCACCAGUCGUCGAAAGGCCCCUUAUAUCGAUCUUUUAAGGACAACUUUACAGUCGUGUUCUUGUGUACUGGGAUCCGUUUGA